GCAGUGUACGUAGACAAAGUGUCAAUAUAAAAGUAAAAUUAACUGUUAAUAAUUAAUCAACUAACAUAUUUAAAAUAUAUUGAACUAAGUAAUCAUAAUUAGAUUACAUCAUGAAUAUUAUUUUACUCUCAAACUGUACCUUUAACAGUUACUGUGGAAGUUGGAUGGGCAGGUGCCUAAGGAUUGGAUUUGGAGAUGAGAAAAUACUUAAAAGUUAAAAUUUAAAUUGAAAUGGAUUGUGUAUACUAUGGUGUAUAUCAAACUAUAAUAUUGUAUAAAACUGGAGAAUCAACAAAAAGGGGAUGAUUAGAGGCAUGACAUGAAGAAAUGACCAUGUUUUUCAUUUCAAGAACUUCUCCUUUCUUUCUUAACUCUUGUGCUUUACAAAGUAGCAUCCUCUGUACUUCUGUGUACAGAUAUUUGUGUCAAAAAACAAAUAUUCAUGCAAGUAUAUUCAAUUUACCUCACAUGUUUAUUAAAACAAAUGCUACAUUCUCUGUGAAUUCUGAGAGACUCGUUUAUACUUUCUAUAAACCUUCACUAAAAUUAACUUUUAUAAAUAAACUGCGUACUAAGGCUUUUGUGAAAUGCAAUAGAGCUCAUUUUAGUAUGACUAAAAAACAUCAGUCUCAUAUCAAACAAUUAAAGAAUAAGCAAGAUGAAAGAAGUCAACAGUGUAGGAAACAUAAUUUGUUGUUUGAUGUCUGUAGCAACAAAGAUAAUAUGUCUGUAGAAGAAUGGAAAGAGUUCAAAGAUGAAAUUAUUACGUCCUCGAAACGCAGAAUUACAGAUUAUAGUUUUGAUGGUACUGUUAUGAGGGCAAUGUUGUCAAGAGAGAACCAUAGUCUAGCAAAAUCUUUCAUGAAAUACCUCAAAGCAAUGGGAAUCAAGCCAAAUCUAGUGACAGUGUCUUCUUACAUGGCAUUGUGUGGUCAAAAAGGUGAGGAUGCAGAUGAGCAGGAAAUUUUGAAUGUUUAUAAUGAAUUUUGUGAUUUACCAUCUGAACUUGAUGUAGUUACAGCGGAAGGAAUUAUACGUGGUCUUUGUGUGACAUCACAGUGGAGAGAAGCCUUGAAAAUUGUUGAUAAAAUUCACAGCUUCACCAACCCCUCACAAAACUCUCUAAAUGCAAUUGCUUGUUCGGCUUUCAGAAAUAGAGAUAUAGAUUGUGCCUGGAAUACCAUUGAGAAGAUUGUUGAUGCGAAACACUUACCUGGAGAGCAAGUAUAUUGCAGCAGUAUAUGGUUAUCUAAACAAUUAAUCAACAAUAAAACUGCUAAUGGGUUUGGAUUGAUGGAGCGACUCUUGAAUUUCUUUCAUGCUAAUGAAGUACAGAUGACAUUGUAUGUUGCAAGACUUAUCAAAGAUUAUUUUGAAGAAUAUGGAACAGCACAAAACAGUCUUGCCAAAUGGAAAGGAACAUUCACACUAAUUGAAAGAAAUGGUGUUUGUCAAUCCUGUGGAAGAAAGAUAAAUCCUAUUAUACUCCAAACCAAUGAGUUUGAAACACUGAAGGAGGCAUUCCUCAGUCAUGUCUUCAUAGGAAAAGACAUUUUUCUCAGUACCACAACUGUUGAGUUCAAAGAGUAUUGUGACUUCAUAAACAACAAUGCCCCAUUUGAUAUUGUUGUGGAUAGUUUAAAUGUUGCCCAUGCCCAGAAGAGUCAAAACUCUAAUGCACUAGCUGCACAGUUGCUCACAGUUGUCAGACAUUUUGCUAAAGCACAGAAGAAAGUUCUAGUUCUUGGAAGAAAACACAUGGAAUAUUGGCCCAAGAAGGAAAUGGAUACUAUUUCUAAACUGUCCUAUUGUUUCUUUGCGGACAAUGUCUCCAAGGACGACUAUUUUCUUCUGUAUGCCACGAUGAUGAGUGGGAUGGGAAGCAUGUUUGUUUCUCGUGACUUUAUGAGAGAUCACUUAUUUAAACUGCAUGAUUCUUACCUUUCUAAGAUCUUUACCAAAUGGUUAAAGUUACACCAGCUAUAUCUUGUGAGAGUGGAAAAGCCUGAUCGAGUGGUGUUACAGGGCCCACAGAGGUUUCACAUAACCACCCAGGGUUGUUCUCAGACUGGAUGGCAUAUACCGUACAUUGAUGAGAAAGCUGUGGGACCACUUAAUACUGUUACUAAAUGGUUAUGUCUUCAGCAUACUCUGUAAAUCCACUUUGUGUAAUGAAAAUAUUAAAAAAAUUAUUAGAAAGUUCAUUGCAUAAUA
This is a messenger RNA of Limulus polyphemus (Atlantic horseshoe crab), 2214 nucleotides long. RefSeq names its product mitochondrial ribonuclease P protein 3-like (gene mldr). Gene Ontology annotation, biological process: mitochondrial tRNA 5'-end processing; tRNA 5'-leader removal. The transcript is spliced from 7 exons. Gene Ontology annotation, molecular function: protein binding; ribonuclease P activity. The record is from RefSeq and is a predicted model, not a curated record. Bases 328 to 2157 code for a protein of 609 amino acids. NCBI's taxonomy places the organism in Eukaryota, Metazoa, Arthropoda, Merostomata, Xiphosura, Limulidae. Gene Ontology annotation, cellular component: mitochondrial ribonuclease P complex; mitochondrion.